Molecule: messenger RNA, 4121 nt
Organism: Helicoverpa zea (corn earworm)
Lineage: Eukaryota; Metazoa; Arthropoda; Insecta; Lepidoptera; Noctuidae
Gene: gly
Product: alpha-1,3-mannosyl-glycoprotein 2-beta-N-acetylglucosaminyltransferase
Exons: 9
Coding region: 358-1686 (442 amino acids)
Biological process (GO): protein N-linked glycosylation
Cellular component (GO): Golgi apparatus
Molecular function (GO): alpha-1,3-mannosylglycoprotein 2-beta-N-acetylglucosaminyltransferase activity
Source: RefSeq, a predicted model, not a curated record
UUUUUGACGUGUACACACGUACGAGCGGUGUUUGUUGUGGUUUUAUAAAAGAAAAAAAUCGUAAUUAUUCAAUUAUCCUAUCGCAAACUAUUCACUUUAUCAACAGUAAAAGUGUUAAUCAACGGUUACAAUCAAGUUUCUGUCGUUAAAACGAUGUGUGAGAAGUGAUUGGCCCCGUGAAUGUGUUACAAGAAUUUAGAACUCGAAUAUUGUACGUUCUGAGUAUCAAUUGUGAUGUUUCUUAUUUACAUUUGCGUCCACCGCAUAGCGGGAACAUAUAUUACGGGACUAUGGACGAGCUAAGUUGUCCAUGACAACAUAUUUCUCACAUAGACGUUAACAAAAUAGUGUUCGAAAAUGCGUUUAAAUAUCAAGAAAUUAACUAUAUUCGUGGGUUGUCUGGUGUUUUUAUGGAUUCUAAUAUCGUACGCUUCUGUAAUAGAAGUGCCGAAGACUUCUAGCUAUAAAAAUGCCGCCGUAGAAAUAGAAAAUAGGAUAAUUAGACUACAGCAGAAGAUGGAUGAGCAGAUAGCUGAGAGCAAUCGCUUGUUAGAGAAAGUUAAGAAGUUGAGGAAGACAGAUAAUGACAUUAAUGAGGGAGAAGAAGAAGAGAAUGCGAAAGAUAUGGAAGUUUUACAGCAUGUAGCGCAACCAAUCCUGCCAGUGUUAGUGAUAGCGUGUGACAGAGUGACAGUCAAGAGGUGUCUAGACAACCUGGUGAAGUUCAGGCCCAGUAAGGAGACCUUCCCUAUUAUAGUUAGUCAGGAUUGCGGCCACAACGCAACAUACGAAGUGAUAAAGUCCUACACGACUUUAGACUCGUCGAUCUCCGUGGUGAGACAGCCGGACCUUUCAGAGAUCGUACUGCCGAGGGUCAAAGUCAAGUUUAGAGGCUAUUAUAAGAUAGCCAGGCAUUAUAAGUUUGCUCUCAACCAUGUUUUUGAGACCCUGGGACAUGAGGCGGUUAUUAUUGUUGAAGAUGACCUGGAUAUAUCCCCGGAUUUCUUCGAGUAUUUCCUCGGCACAUAUCCCCUACUCCUUAAAGACCAUACGCUUUGGUGCAUAUCAGCAUGGAAUGACAACGGUAAAAUGGAAGUUAUAGACAUGUCUCGACCCGACUUGUUGCAUCGCACCGACUUCUUCCCCGGGCUCGGCUGGGUACUGAGGAGGGAGAUGUGGCUUACACUCGCACCUAAAUGGCCCGCUGCUUUCUUUGACGACUGGCUGCGUAACCCAGUGAAUAUUGACGGCAAGGCGUGCAUACGACCUGAGAUUUCAAGGACAUACUCCUUUGGGAAGAUAGGCGUAAGCAAAGGCCUAUUCUUCGAUAUACAUCUUCGUAACAUUCAACUGAACAUGGAAUAUGUGGAAUUUACAAAGUUAAACCUCACAUAUUUACUCAAGGAAAAUUACGACGACGCUCUAGUCCAAAAAGUAUACAAUCUACCCGAGAUGACGGCAGAGGAGGUGGCGAGCGGCGUCUCCGGCAACAAUGCCGUGCGGGUCAUGUACAGCAACGCCAAGACUUACCAGCGGGCCGCCAAGAAACUGGGCCUUAUGGACGACUUUAGAAGCGGCGUCCCCCGCACGGCGUACCGCGGCAUAGUCACAUGCUUUGUGCGCGGGCGCCGCGUGUUCCUGGCGCCCGACUACGACUGGACCAAGUACUACCCCACCUGGGGCUAGCGAAUAUACUAGUAAUACACUAUUAUUAUUCCUAUAUAAUCCAUUUGAAUAAGCACUUAACUAAAGGUAUACUAUUUUUUGCUGGGAAUCAUCAAAUGACUCCCCAAAAACAAAAAUAUUGAAAAGCUAGUUAUCCCUGAAGCGAUUAAAACCAUUCGAACACAUUCGAAAAACCUCAUAGGCACAAUUUCUCUGUCCAAUAUUUCUCCUUUGAAACCAACUGAAGUAAGAUUCCAAAAAAUACACGGUUGAAAAGCAACGUUGUCCCUGAGGCAUACCUUUUUUUUUGGUGGGUAAUCAUCAGACGGCUCCUCCGGCUGUGGGUGCAGCGCGAGGGAGUGUCAGACUGUUACUGACUAAAACCCACCAUGUUCCUUCUGGAGCCCACAGUGUACCAUGGCGGCGGUAACUCGCGCGAACAAACAGUCUUGUUGAUAAGACUUUUUUCACAAACAUAUUAAACAAAUAAAAUAUUGCUUACAAUAAUGAUCAAUUGAUUUUUAACUUUGUUUUAGGCUUUUUAAUAAAGAUAUCAAGAUUGUUUAUCUUAAAUUAAGUGCUCACUCAAACGGAAUAUAAUUUGUAACUAUUGUGACUACUCGUAAUUUCUCACUUGGGGUUUUUUGAACCCCAACUUGGGGGGUGUCAAGCACCCUAUACUAUAAUGGUAGAUUUUUAUAUGAAUGUCCCAAUGUUUUAGUGAGUGUAGCUUAUUGAGUCUGCAAUUUUCCUUAUAUGACUACUUGGGGUAUUAAAUGACACCACCACGAUGAAGUAUAAAAAUACAAUGUGUAUUUAUGAACUUUCAAAUUUUUAAAUAUUUUUUUUAAAUAUUACUCGUUACAGAAAAUAAUAGUUUUCUGAACAAUUACUUUACUGAACAUGAAAGAAAUUCAUGGAGGCACUUAUAAUGCCCCCUCUUUAAUUUUUUUUAUAACAUCCAUGAAAACCUUGAAAACCCUUUCUACUUUCAAAUAUUCCAUCAUACCCAAUCUUAAAGGUAAAAAAUCGAGGCGUCGAAAAAUUAAAAACAUGGUUAAAAUGGCUGUCUUGUCACUCUGGCGCUAGAUAUAAAAUUAUUGUAAAUACAAUCGAGUUUGUUCUCGUGUCUUUUCGAAUGUUUACACUGUACUAGAUGUAAUUCGUGGGCGUACUGCACUAGUUUAGUUCGGUAUGUAAAGCUUAUUUUUGGUGUACGAAUCUAUUAAAGGAUUAUUUUAUGCGACUUACGGCCAGUUUCUUCAUCAAAAGUAAAAGUUAAAGUAAUGUCUAAAGUAAAAGUAACGGUCAAAUUCGUUUUUCAAGGCUAAAGUGACAGCAAAACUAAUAGAAAUAUUGAAUUUGACCGUUACUUUUACUUUAGACAUUACUUUGACUUUUACUUUGGCUUUAACUUUUGAUGAAGAAACUGGCUGUUAGAAAAAACAGGUUCUCCAUUGACUGUAUCUAUGUUUUUUGGCAAUUUAUUUAUUGUAGUUGAAAAUUUUAGUAUGUAUUUUGAAAUGUGAAUAAUUUUCCCAUGUUUUGGAUUUCAAAAUACAUUAGAAGGGCUCGUGAUGGACAAGAUAUUACACAAAAUGUUUUUUUAAUGGUAAUUUACAAUAUUAGAUUUGUACGCAGAAAUUAAGCUUUUUGCUCAUAUUUAAGUAGUUAUACACUGAAGCAACAAUUUUCUUUUCUGAUAAACCAAUGGAAUUCUCCAUUUAGUGGAACAUACAGAUUUAAAUUCUUAAUUUAAGAGCCGAAAUUGUGGCUUCAGUGUGUACUACAAAUUAAUAUAAUAAUGCCAAUACUAAUAUAAGUCGCGUCGACUAAAUUAAGAUAUUUAGUAAUAAUAAUUUUAGUAACUUAACUAUAAAGUUACUAAAUCAAGUGAUUAUAGAUAAUUUUGUAAAUAUAUCAUUUUAAUUUUAUGUGUAGGCUGUUUUGGUAAUGCAUUAUAUUUUAAUACCAUUUCACAGGACAUAAUAUAAUUAAAUUAUUACUUUUUUUAAGAAACGCUAAACCGUGGAUAGGCGGCAAAAAUUAUUCCCACGUAUCUUUGUCGAAAACAUACAAAAUAUGGAGAAUUGAUACAUCCUUGUAUUCAAAUAAAAAAAUAUUUUUAGUAUAAUAUUGUGCAUUACCAAAAAGUCUAACAUUUACUGACAAAUGACGUCACAAACAUAGGUUUUAAUUUCCUUUUCAAUUGAACGAAAGAUCUUCCAUUAAUUUUAAUAUUUAAUGUCGCUUUAUGUUUUCAAAUUGUAAAUAUCGAAGAAAUGUAAUUAUUUAACUUAAUAACUUUACAAAAACUACCAUAACAUGGUACGUUUUUUUCAACUGGCAAUAAAAUAAACACUUCUUCUAUAUACGAUUUGUACAGAAGACAGAACGUCAACCUAACUCUAUCUGUCAAAUGUCUUCAAUAGAUUUUCAACCUUAUCACAAUAGUG